AUGUGUACAAAACGAGGUGCAUUAAUUAUUUUUGAAGGCCUUGAUAGAAUUGGAAAAACAACACAAAGCAAACUUUUAUCUAAUUAUCUUUCAGAAGAAUGUGGUAUUCUUUGUGAACGUUUAGCAUUUCCUGAUCGAUCAACACAAAUUGGUUCUUUAAUUGAUAAUUAUUUACAACGUAAAAUUGAAUUUAAUGAUCAUACAAUUCAUCUUUUAUUUUCUGCUAAUCGUUGGGAAUGUAUGGAUUCUAUGCGAGAAAAACUUCUUCAAGGUUAUACAUUAAUUGUUGAUCGUUAUGCUUAUUCUGGUGUUGCAUUUAGUCAAGCGAAAGGUCUUGAUAAAAAAUGGUGUCAAUCAUGUGAUAUUGGUUUAAUUAAACCUGAUCUUGUUCUUUAUUUUAAUCGUGGUAAACAAUCAAAUUGUUUAUCAUAUACUGGUGAUGAACGUUAUGAAACUAAACAAUUUCAAGAAAAAGUUGAAUCUCAAUUUGAACAAUUUCGUUCAUCAUCACAUCAAUGGAAAGAUAUUAAUGUAAUAAAUUCUGAUAAUACAAAUAUGCGUGAUAAAGAAUCAAUACAAAAUGAAAUUCGUUUAUAUGUGAAAGAAUCUCUUGAAAAAAUUAAAAGCAACAAUAUAGAAGAAUUAUGGAAAGAUAGUUAA
Messenger RNA from Adineta steineri, 660 nucleotides. The record is from the annotation of a GenBank genome assembly. NCBI's taxonomy places the organism in Eukaryota, Metazoa, Rotifera, Eurotatoria, Adinetida, Adinetidae.